AUGAAGCCGCCCCGACACGUCUUGCACUUUCCUGAUGCCUCAAUCUUCAUCGGACACUUCUCGCUAAACAUGAAGGCUCCCUUGGUAUUUACCAUCAACGUGAUACUCUCGGUGACGGCGACCAGCGCUGAUGAAUGCCACGAUAUUUGUGCGAACGUGAAAAAAAGCGUUGGGUUCAAGGCUGGAUGUAGCGAGUUCCGCAACUCGCUGCCAAGACCGAAGGUUUCGAGCAAAUGUCACACGGGAUUCAAGGCGGCUGUCGAAAGGAACUGCCACGACGCCUGUGUAAAUGGAGGACGCCUUCAGCCAUUCCUUGUCGAGCGCCGGCUAGACGAAGCAUGCAACGGUGCACUGAAUGAUACUCCGAGGCCGCUCUGCCACGACGCUUGUGUUCGAGGUUAUCGUUCAGGCGUCAAGGACAUGACUACUUCGCUCGGGAAACUUAUGGCCGAGGCAUCUCCGGCGGUCAUCACAGCGUUGAAGGGAAAUACUCUGUCCCGCCAAGCCGCCCAAAAAACGCAUGUCGUUGCCACUGACGACUCCAAGACUGUCGAAGGAACAUCAGAGGGGCCGAUUGCCUUCGCCGAAGAUGCUAUUGCCAGGCCAUCGCAGAUGGCUGACCUGAGUGAUCACGGAAACGACACCCCUGUCCCAGAAGAAAAGGAGCACGGAGAGGCCCAGGAUCUCGAAAGUAAGGGCGGACUGCAAACAGAUGCUCAGGUCAUUGGUGAUGAACCCCCGCUCGCCGCCGGCGACAUCUACAAGGUUGAGGACGAACCGGACCUUGCGAGGGAUGCUGAUAGUGCGUUGAUUGCGCCAGACGGAGAAAUGGACGCGCAGCACAAACUGGCGGCAAUCAAAGAUGGAGAAAACAAAGGCGAAGACAACUACAUGUGGAUUGAAGAUGAGAAGGAAAAUGUGCUGCUUUCACUUCCAAUCACGGUGGACAACGUUUUGAAGGAGCUCGUGAUUGUCAAAGGCGAUCAACCGCUGGACGUAGUGCUCGCGUUUUGUAGGGAAAAUAUGCCGGAAGAAGGUCCCGCCUGCGCAGAUGAACUCAUUCGUGUGGUACAAGACAAGAUUUCUACCGGAAAGGCACCGCAAGAGGAGUAUAUUUAGAGUGCAUCCCAUACGGUCGGGUGCUGUAACUCUGUAGGAAGGCUAGUACGUCUAUAGCAAUCGUUUUGUCAUUUACGGGGACCACACGUUUCGGACACCUAGUAGCUCUUUUCAGGCGUUGGAGUUAGAAGCAUGGAACCAACCCUUUUAAGCGGGAUUGACCGUGAUGCCCAGAAGAACUGGUGCUAGUUUUCAUUUGAAGCCAGGUAUCGUCUUGGCACGCCGAGAAGCUUAAGAGUUCAACUCUUCAAGUAGAGGUGUUGUGCGCGGUCCUGACUGUACGUAUGCAUAGACGAUAUGUAUUUUUUCAACAUUUUUCUAGGAAGCGGGAAAGGUCGUUGUUUCCAGUAGCCCCUCUCAAU
This is a messenger RNA of Ectocarpus sp. CCAP 1310/34, 1481 nucleotides long. Lineage: Eukaryota; Phaeophyceae; Ectocarpales; Ectocarpaceae. The record is from the annotation of a GenBank genome assembly.